This is a messenger RNA of Parnassius apollo (apollo), 516 nucleotides long. The record is from the annotation of a GenBank genome assembly. Lineage: Eukaryota; Metazoa; Arthropoda; Insecta; Lepidoptera; Papilionidae.
AUGAAGUGCAGUGCGUGCGGAAAGUUUAUGGCGGCGGCAGAGGGCGUUACGUGUCCUAAAUGCGAUAGAAAAUCACACAGGGCCUGCGUCAAAGUUCCUGGAGGUGUGCAGGUCCAACCUACUUGGUUGUGUCCGGACUGUAAAAUACGGACGCCCCGAAAGUCAGAUCAGAAUACGCCUGGGCGAGGACUUAAUUCCGAGAAUAUUAUCAAGCAAGGCGAAGAGAAACCCCAAAGCCCUGUGGCGCAAGGUUUCAAAGAGUCGGAACUAGCUCUUGAACUACGUAAAUUUAGAGAAGAACUGCGAGAAACUAGGGAAGAAUUUAGAUCUUUCCGACAGGAAAUGUUUGAUUUGCGUAAUUCCAUAAAAUCGUGUGAAGAACGCCUAGAUACAUUAGAAAACAAAUACAUCCGUCUUGAAGAACAACAAACCCUAAUUGAGUCCAAAAAUGUCUGCGGCAAAAUUCAGGAUCUCGAAACGAUUAUUGCGGACUUAAGAGCAGAUUUAAAUGAUUGA